This is a messenger RNA of Xylona heveae TC161, 2977 nucleotides long. RefSeq lists its product as hypothetical. NCBI's taxonomy places the organism in Eukaryota, Fungi, Ascomycota, Xylonomycetes, Xylonales, Xylonaceae. Gene Ontology annotation, biological process: meiotic cell cycle; spindle assembly; mitotic cell cycle. The transcript is spliced from 7 exons. Gene Ontology annotation, cellular component: equatorial microtubule organizing center; gamma-tubulin complex; centrosome. Gene Ontology annotation, molecular function: microtubule minus-end binding; gamma-tubulin binding. Bases 25 to 2904 code for a protein of 959 amino acids. The record is from RefSeq and is a predicted model, not a curated record.
CGAAACACUCCACGAUGUGAUACAAUGGACAGAUUCAAUGGAAUAUUACUUGAUGAGCAUGAUUCCGACCCAUUUGCCCUUCAUGAUCUAUGGCGUCCGUCAGUAUUUACAGAGCUCGACACACCUUCAUCUAGUCGACUUUUCCCCAUAGCUGAUGAAAAAAGCAAUCAGCUGGUCCUGAGACCCUCCGAGUCUCUUAAUCUCUUGCUGCCAAAAUUAGAUGACUUCAAAUAUGGACUUUCAGGCGAUCGAAGCUCUCCCCGGACUGAUCCCGAAGAUUUUGCCGUAGCUGCUGAAGACAAGUCAACGGAGGAAGAAUACUGCAAAGGAGAAGAUAUAUGGAGAGAAUCAGACGUCAUUACCUCAAGGGCUGCAUGUCGGAGAUAUCAUUGUUGGGAAGCCUCAUUAUCCGAGGCGUUCGAAUACCCAGGGACGCCAUAUAUCACUGAAGCUGGAGCUGGUGCUUUCGAUGCAUUAUUACUUUCGACAAAAGAAACUUCUGAGUCUGGAAAAAUUGUGGAAAUCGAAAUAUUCAUCAAAUGCCUGACUUAUUUGGGCCUCGGCCAAAAUUCCCUGCUAUUUUCUUUCGACGAAUAUGCUCAAUCCUUUUACCCCAAAAUUCCGGGUGCCCAUCCGGCUGGAUACAGCAGCACCAGCUUCACAAGCCUUAUAGGAGAACUUCUUCGAUGCGGAAACCAGAUGAGGCGCCUAAGGGGCCUGGCAGGCACCGGAUUCUUCAGGGGCUUGGCAACUGGCAUGGCACUGGCGGAUGCGAUAUCCAUCGCGGUUUCCACAUUACAAAUGCAAAUGAGUGUUGACGCGACAAAUAUCAACACCAUUGUUGAAUUGCAUCGAUUCUUCCAACGUCCGAAACUUAUGCUUAGUUGUAUGGAUGAACUCGUUUCUGCAGUCUCCGGCCUCGAGACCGACUCGGCUGUUUUAGAAAGUCUUUAUAUAGCCAUUCAGAAGAUUGAAUCCAAACAUGCCUGGCUCCGAGGCACCGUCAUCGAAAUUUUUACACGUGUCUUCCAGCCUUGGCUGGAAUUUGUCGAGUCAUGGAUUGGACUUCAUCGAUCUGAAGGUUUGGUCGACUUUGCACUUGAAAUGGAGAACACCUUUGUCAAGCGUGGUUCCGAUAUUCGCGCUGCUGAGUUGGCCGGAUCCUACAAAUACACGGACUAUCAUCUAGACAGAAAAUUAAUGCCGAGUUUUGUACACGCAGAGGAGGCAGAAAUAAUUUUCGAGACCGGAAGAGGACUGAGACAUCUAUUGAAUCAUCAUCCGGACCAUCCACUCGCAAAAGUUGAGCUGAGUUCGACCGUUGAGCCCCCCUGCUUGCGCUGGAAAAUAUCGUGGGAUAUUGAAAGUGUUGAAGCGAGAGCGAAAGAAUACGAGCAGAAUCUGAUGAAAGAAAUUCGAAAGUAUUCCGCGGAAUUAGCGGCCGAUGAUCCCAAUGCAGGAGUGAAUAUCACAGCUUCAAAUGGCCCUCAUUCCGUGUUCGAGAUUUUUGGCCGGAGCCAGGAAGAUAUACAAGCUCAGAUAACGGUCUCCAAUGGGCUUUUUGAGCGCCCCCUGCUAUCCAUUCAGAGAGGAGCCGACGGAGGCUUGGGGGAAGCUUUACUGAGAGAUCUCGAGUCACACACCGAAGCUGAAGAUGAUUCUUAUCCUUUGCACCCUCCUAUAUCAGCGGGCCCACUGCUAUCUUUCUAUCCUAUCAUAUUAGCACAAUCACGUUUGAUAAACACAUGCUGUCUUCGCAUGAUUUUUAAGGAGUAUGAUCUGAAGCUCCAUUUAUCCCUACAGCGCCGUUAUCAACUUUUCGGAGAUGGUUUAUUCUCUUCGCGACUUACUCAAGCUCUUUUCGACCCUAAUUUGGAGUCAACUGAGAGAAGGCGCGGGGUCUCAUUUUCUGGUGGCUUGAUGGGGCUCCAGCUGGGGAGUCGGGAGAGCUGGCCUCCUGCAAGCUCGGAGCUUCGCCUUGCAUUGAUGGGAAUACUUUCUGAAACCUAUCAUGUUGGCGACCAGGCUACAGAUUCUUCGGGAGCUGGUUAUCUGGGCCGUACGAAUGACCUACCAGGCGGCCUAAGCUUUGCUGUGCGAGCGGUCCCCGCUGACGGCCUUGAGAAAAUCAUGAACCGGGACGGCGUUGAAGCGCUAGAUUUUCUUCGACUAUACUAUCAACCCCCUUUGGCUCUUCAACCCGUCAUCGAUGAUGUCAGCCUGGACAAAUACGAUUGCAUAUUCAAGCUUCUUUUGCGUGUCCUGAGAUUGGUAUACUCCGUUAACCAGCAUCGACGAGAAAUGAUCAUUUGCGCUUCGAAUCGCAAAUUCGGUGCACUUGAGCAACGUUUCAGCAUCGAAGCUCAUCAUUUCGUCACCAACGUCUUCGCCUACUUUCUCGAGAUAGCAAUCGAUAGCACGUGGCGGAGGUUCGAGGCUAAACUGGAGGAAAUCGAGCGCGUCAUUGACCAAGAAGACUCAUACAUUACAGGCGGCAUCCAUAAGCUACGGCAAUAUCACGAGCGAACACUUAACCGAAUCAUGUUCUCUCUGUUUCUUCGGAAGCGUCAGCAAGAGGUUAUGGAUCUCCUAACGAGCAUAUUUAGCACGAUUCUCCGCUUCGCAGCCCUCCAAAAUAGUGUGACACCUAGGAACGAAGGUACACCAUCAAGGAAGAAAGAAGUGCAAGCUCUAUAUUUGGACUUCCAGAAACGAGCUUCUCUCUUUAUAACGGUUUGCAGAGGGCUAAGUGAGCGUAGGGGGUACGGGGAAAGGAAGGCAAGCCUGGAUAAUGAAGACGAUUUGUUCGGCAUAGAGGACAAGAGCGAGGAUGGGGGAAACACUAUUGGGCACUUGGUGCUCCGGCUAGAUAUGAAUAAUUAUUACAGCACAAGACGACAUUGAUAAACAAUGAUACCCGCAUAUAACUCAUCUGAUAUUUGAGACAUAGUCUAAUCGGUUACUGAAGGCAAAAGAG